Agrilus planipennis (emerald ash borer) is the source of this 2607-nucleotide messenger RNA. Its product is annotated as tropomodulin. Lineage: Eukaryota; Metazoa; Arthropoda; Insecta; Coleoptera; Buprestidae. Gene Ontology annotation, biological process: myofibril assembly; pointed-end actin filament capping. The record is from RefSeq and is a predicted model, not a curated record. The transcript is spliced from 9 exons. Gene Ontology annotation, molecular function: tropomyosin binding. Gene Ontology annotation, cellular component: myofibril. The coding region runs from base 603 to 1853 and encodes 416 amino acids.
CAUCCAAUGCUUGGUUUCGUAUAAGCAAGUGUGUUCCAUCAUCAUUUCGACUAGGACAACGGCGUCGUAAACGUACACACACGUCGUUCUCUAUCUCUCUCUCUCUCUCUCUCUCGGAAUAUUAAAAUACACCUAAGGUUUACUAAAAUGCGUAUCCAAAAAUUCGGAGAGCAGUCGCGGUCGUAUUAGCGCCAGGCGCAGUUGAAGUGUGACCCGUUUACCGCGACCACACCAUCUAAUCCAUCAAUCAUGCCGUGCAAUCUACCUAACUCACGAUCAGUGAUUUGUUAAACAAUAAAGUGUGAAUAAUACAAUAAAUCGAGUGGGUCCUGCACGGAUCAACCAACAAUUAAAAUCCGAUUCACAAUUGUUACCGUUUGUUGCUUGAAUAUCGUCGACAAUACAGUAGUUUUAAAAGUAGGCUCUGGGCCGAUCUGUCAGUCAUCAAAAUCCGAUUCGCUUUUGUUUGUUUAUUGCGUUCGCGACAAUACAGUAAUAAAAUUCGAGUGGGCCUUGGACGGCAUAUCCGUCAAUAACAAUCAUUCUGAUUCGCGAUUGUUAGCGAUUGUUGUUAUAGUGAAGUUUAGUGCACGCUAUGAACCAUGGCAACCACAGAAUUCUUUCAAGAAUGGGAGGAGAACAUUACCACCGAAACAACGAAAAAAACCACCAAGAAGUCCUACAAGAGAGGGAUUUCCCGAGAUCCGUUGUCAAAGACGUCGUCUACGACGACCACGACUACGAUGACCACUCCGGCUAAACUUUAUGGAAAAGAUCUUAGUCAGUAUGACGAAAUUGAUGUAGAAGAAUUACUAUCAAAGCUUACCCCUGAAGAAAUAAACAUUCUUGCCAAAGAAGUAGACCCAGAUGAUAGUUUUCUACCUCCUUCACAAAGAUGUAGUUAUGACUGUGAAAAGGACCCAACAGGACCAUUAAAUCGUAAGAAACUGAUAGAACAUAUUAACAAACAAGCCCUAGAAACUCCAGACAAACCUGAACUGCAACCCUAUGUUGCUGGCAUGGUUAGAGGUAAAAAGUGGAUUCCUCCUGAACCACCCGCAAAAGAAAAAGAAGCAGAUGAACAAAUAACUAUUGAUUUAGGCGAUGAAUAUGAACAAGCAUUAAAUGAUGCAGCACCUGAGGAAAUUAUUGAUUUAGCUGCUAUUUUGGGCUUCCACUCAAUGAUGAACCAGGACCAGUAUCAUGCUUCUCUGCUCAACAAAGGACAGCCUGUUGGUAUUGGUUGGGAUGGGAUAACAAAAGCUUCCAAGCCCAAAAUCUUUCCCAUGGAUCCUCCCAACAAUACCGAUCCUGAAGAGACUGCACAGAAAAUAAAACAAGAUGAUCCCAAAUUGACAGAUUUAAAUUGGAAUAAUAUUAAAAAUAUUUCUGAUGAGAAGUUUGACAAACUUUUUGAAGGAUUGGCAAAUAAUUCUCAUUUAGAAACACUUUCCUUAGUGAAUGUAGGUCUGACUGACAGGCACGCGGAAAAAUUGGCGGACGUUUUAGAAAAGAACAGGACCCUGAAGGUGGUUAACGUCGAAACUAACUUUAUUUCGCCUUCUGGUGUUGUUCGUCUAAUAAAGUCCCUUCUGAAACAGAAAGUCGUUGAAGAAUUUAGAGCAUCAAAUCAAAGAUCCCAAGUUCUUGGCAACAAAAUCGAAAUGGAAAUUACGUCGCUGGUGGAACAAAAUCCCACCCUCUUACGACUGGGACUCCACUUGGAGUACAACGAUGCGCGUCACCGUAUUGCCACGCAUCUUCAACGUAAUAUUGACACAAUUCGGAAAGACCUAACGUUACGGCUGCAAUUCAGAUUCUUUAACCACAGGAAAACCCCCCUAAUUAAGUGAAGAACGUCGCCUAUCUCGGCUAGGAUCAUCUAGCACUUAAGUGUGCUAUUAAUUUUAACGUAUGUAUUUGAACAGUUCAAAAGAAAUAGUAGACAAAUGCUUGCGCCUGAUCGAUGAAAUGUUUCCUCGUUUUUUACUCUUUUUAUCAUCAUUAAAAAUAUUCGUCAACAAGAAGGAAAUGUUUCAUUCGAUUUUUUUUACAAACGCUUUAGCCGCUUUGUUUUGUACAAAAGCAAAUAAAAUGGUGAGGUAAGUGAGUGGGGAUUUUACAUUUUGCUUUAUAAAUAACACGCUUUUUCGGCGUUAAUUUUAUUGUUUGACAAUGUUCUAAGAGUUGACAUUCAUAAAAAAUGAAGUAGACUGACGUUUAGGUGUUGAUGUAUAUUAUUAUUAUCUUUUAAGCUUCUCUUUUUGCUUAUUUUUCUUGCCUUAAAGGCAUUUAAUAUUGCCUAGCGUUUUUUCUUUUUUCUAAUAAUAGCUAUAUAUUUUUUAAUAUACGAACAUGUAGUUAAUGUAAAUUCAAUAGCAAAAACGUAAAAAGAAAUCUUUUCUAUUCAUUCAAAAUCCUUUAGAAAUAAAAUUUAUCGUGCUGUCGUUAUUACGAAAUACGGGGACGGGUACCUAAAAAUGGUACUGUCUAAUCUUGGGCGAUAAAAAAAAAUAUUGUAACUAUCGGUAUCUGCUUCGAUAUGUCUACAACUAUCGAUAUAUAAUCAAUAAUUAUCGGUAGCUAUCGAUAUUGAUAACAAUAAGC